CAGUUCUAAAAAAAAAAAAGCAUCGAUAUUUACAUGAAUAUUGACUGUUUAUCUGAAUUAAUAACCAAUUAAAAUGUUUACUACCAAAGUUCCAAGCUUAUGUAAAAAAAUUCUCAAGCGUAAUUUCAGCUUCAAAUCAUCUGAGAUCAGAUGUACUUAUCCGAUGAUUGACCAUUGCUAUGACGUAGCAAUAGUAGGAGCCGGCGGAGCAGGAUUACGAGCCGCAGUUGGUCUGGGAAGUAAAGGCUACCGAGUAGCAGUAGUCACAAAAUUAUUUCCCACUAGAUCUCAUACAGUUUCAGCUCAGGGAGGAAUAAAUGCUGCAAUAAAUAAUUCUGAGCAAGACAACUGGCUGUUUCAUAUGUACGACACCGUGAAAGGCUCAGAUUGGCUUGGAGAUCAAGACGCUAUUCAUUACUUGACCCGCGAGGCUCCUCGAGCUGUUAAUGAACUAGAAAAUUAUGGUUGUCCUUUCAGUCGUACAGCAGACGGCAAGAUUUAUCAACGAGCAUUCGGAGGGCAGUCUCUGAACUUUGGCAAAGGAGGUCAAGCACUUAGAACUUGUGCAGUAGCAGAUCGGACGGGUCAUGCACUUUUGCACACUCUUUAUGGCGAGAGUUUAAAGUAUGACAUUGAUUAUUUUGUCGAGUUCUUUGCUCUUGACUUGCUGAUGGAUGGAAGGACUUGCCGAGGUGUUAUCGCUUGGGAGUUGGAAACUGGAGAGAUUCAUCGCUUUCGAGCUCAUCACACGGUGAUAGCGACUGGUGGAGCAGGUAGAUGUUUUUUUUCAUGCACCAGCGCUCAUACUUGCACUGGAGACGGAGCGGCGAUGGUCUCGCGAGCAGGUAUUCCCUUGCAAGACAUGGAGUUCAUCCAGUUUCACCCAACAGGAAUCUACGGAAGCGGAGUUUUAAUUACUGAGGGGUGUAGAGGCGAAGGUGGAAAGCUGGUUAAUUCAGAGGGAGAAUUUUUCAUGGAUAAAUACGCACCCAAAGCCAAAGAUUUGGCUUCUCGAGACAUUGUUUCAAGAGCGAUUAUGAUUGAAAUUCUCGAGGGGAGAGGAGUAGGUGAUAAAAAAGAUCAUGUGUAUUUAAAACUGAAUCACUUGCCUGCUGAAUUAAUAAGAUCAAAAUUACCCGGGAUUUCACACCUGGCUUGGGUGUUUGCCGGUGUAAAUUGUGAAGAAGAACCGAUACCAGUUGUCCCUACCGCGCAUUAUAAUAUGGGCGGAAUUCCAACCAACUGGCGUGGCCAGGUACUGACAAGAGAUAAUGAAGAAGACAAACUUGUACAAGGUCUCUGGGCAGUUGGAGAGGCUGCUUGUACUUCAGUUCACGGAGCGAAUCGACUCGGGGCCAAUAGUCUUCUGGAGAUAAUUGUUUUUGGUCGCGCUGUUGCUGAAAAUAUUGGAGCUGUUCUUAACUUCGGACAAAAACAUCCGGAUAUUAACCUAGAACUAGGAAAUGAAACUCUGCAUCGUUUUGACGCAACUCGGUACUCCAAAGGGUCAGUUUCAGUUUCAAGCUUGCGGGAAGAAAUGCAGAGAACUAUGCUUAAAUAUUGCGGAGUUUUUAGAACUUGCUCUAUUUUGCAGCUAGGUUGUAAAGAAAUUACAAGACUUUAUAAUCAAGAAUUGCCGAAUAUUAAAAUGCCUGAUAGCUCUCUAAUUUGGAAUACAGAAUUGCUAGAAGCAUUAGAAUUACAAAAUAUGAUGCUCUUUAAUAUGCACACUGUUUACGCUGCUGAGAAUCGUAAAGAAUCACGAGGCGCUCAUGCUCGUGAUGAUUUUCCCGAACGAAUUGAUGAAUAUGAUUACAAGCUACCGUUAGAAGGCCAAAAAAGAAGGUCCUUGACAGAGCACUGGAGAAAACAUUCCCUGACUUGGGUUCUACCCAAUGGAUCUAUUUGCAUUUCUUAUCGGGCGGUCAUUGACACAACACUCGACCAGUCAGAAGCUCGGCAUGUGCCCCCAGCUGUACGAGUUUAUUAAUUUUAUUCAAUCAUGUAUUAAAUACGUCUGGCAAAUGUCUCAGUGUGUACAUACAUAACUCAAUUGUAAUAUUUAAAUUACUGUCACUAUUUUAUUUAUUUAAAUUGACUUGUGGAUUGUCUAUUAUAUUCUGUCGGUAAUCAUAAUCAAG
Messenger RNA from Cotesia glomerata, 2141 nucleotides. RefSeq names its product succinate dehydrogenase [ubiquinone] flavoprotein subunit, mitochondrial-like. Lineage: Eukaryota; Metazoa; Arthropoda; Insecta; Hymenoptera; Braconidae. The record is from RefSeq and is a predicted model, not a curated record. Bases 74 to 1990 code for a protein of 638 amino acids. The transcript is spliced from 10 exons. Gene Ontology annotation, molecular function: flavin adenine dinucleotide binding; electron transfer activity; succinate dehydrogenase (quinone) activity. Gene Ontology annotation, biological process: tricarboxylic acid cycle; mitochondrial electron transport, succinate to ubiquinone.